Molecule: messenger RNA, 1265 nt
Organism: Paramacrobiotus metropolitanus
Lineage: Eukaryota; Metazoa; Tardigrada; Eutardigrada; Parachela; Macrobiotidae
Exons: 8
Coding region: 234-1052 (272 amino acids)
Molecular function (GO): protein binding
Source: RefSeq, a predicted model, not a curated record
AUUUAGCUUGCGUGUAGCUGGAUCUACGCGCACCGCUGGAAAAGAGUAGCGCCGGUGUGAAUCAGCAGCCGCAAUAUCCGCAGCGUGCAUUUUAUUUUGCUGCCACUAUUCUUUCCACUAACCAUGGAUUAGUUCAAAUUUUCCUGGCAGAACAUAAGCUGUUGUUUUGCUGAUAGAGAGACCGUCCACAUUUGGAUGUAAGAAGAAUUUUCUUCACUUGAAUUCUUUCAAGGAUGGCUGGCGACUCGCAUCUGAUGCUCCCUGAAUGCCCUGCUCCACCGUUGCCGUCGCCUACCGAGGAUCCCGACAGCUCGUGGUGGAUGUAUGUACGGUUUUACCUGCCGACAUUCUUGUGCGGCGUCGCAGUUGGUUAUCUGGUUGGCAGAGCAAGACGAUUUACUAUUCACUGGCACGUCAAUUUUUUCCAGACCAAAGUUCUGAUGAUGUGCUGCAUGGCCACGUGCUUCGUUGGACUAGGAAUGGGAGUGGCCAUCGGCGCCUUUGCCCUGUCAAUGGGUAAAGGUUUCCUUCGAGCUAUGUUCAACAAGAGGUCCGGCACCAGCCAGAGUGAUGGCAGUGGUAGUGCAACAGAGGCAUCAAUGAGCUCGCGAAACGGAAUUUUACCGCUGACUCAGGAAACGACAGAACAGCCGGCGUCUGAAAAGAGUCGUUGUCCAAUUUGUCAUGAGAAGCUGGACCUGCACGAUGUGGAACACGCCCGUAGCGUGGAGAUCGUUAAGGAGAACGGGCGUCUGGGCUUUGGGUUCACCGUCAUUUCUGUACAAGAUUCCGAUGAGGCCCGGUUUGUGGUAACCUCCAUACAGCGCCAGCAGCUCCCUCUACAUAAAAACGACAUUAUUCUCGAAGUUAACAACAAGCUUGUCGCAGGAUUAAGCAGAGAAGACGUGGUGGCGGAAUUCAAUGCAGCUGAUUUGGUAUUAAUGACAGUGAUGUAUUCUCACAAAUUGGCGGAGACCCGGGAUUUGUCAGACGACUGGACCCUGACAGAUUCGCAUUCGAGCGAUCAAGAUUCGGAAUGCUCUCUGGACUAGCCAGUGGUAAAAUAUUUCGUGCAUGCACUACUUGGCGUAAUUUCACUUGAGUUCAAGAUAAAUACUACAGUUUUGUAUUUGAUAAAAUUAAUGGAAUAUUUCGUGAACUUCUUGUUCUCUUAAACAAUGUGUUUAUUUAAAUUGUGGAAAGUCAGCUUCAUUGCAGAAUACAGCUUUAAACGCAGUUGAUGCUACCGGAGAAUAUUUGCCUCU